CAUAAGGAGCUCACCAGGAGCGCACGGGAGGAGCGCGAAACCACUGGACCAUUUUUUAAAGAAAAAUUAUUUUACAACCAAGUCACAGAUUAAUAUUGAUGCUUUCUCUCUGAAGGAAAUGUGACUAGCCUGUGGUUCUUAUUAGGAUGAGGAUGAGGAGUUGCUGGACUCUAUAAUAGAUCAGAUGAUUCUUCGGAGGGAGAACCCUCCAUGAGAUGUCCAAAUGCUAGCUGACCUCUGACCUUUGCACCAUGGACGCCCAUCUGCAGGCCAACCCUCAGCUUCACUAUGCAGUCAACGGGGGAGCUGGACGAAACUCCAGAGCCGGCGAAGAUGAUGCUCUGCGGUUUCUGAGCCAGGAGGAGCAGGAGUGCAUCCAGUUCUUCGAGGACACAAUUGUCUCAUUGGAGGAGAGUCUAAACGAGGACGAUCGGAGGGCCAGCCAGGUGAAGCCUGCUGCAAGCAGCCAAGGUUCUGUCGAGGGGGUCAGUGGACCCCCAACCUCGAGUCCUAAUCCUGGGGUCACUGUGUCCUCCAUCCUGGCAAGACCCCUGAGUCCCAAAGACCAGGAUAUUAUAGACCUGGUCCGCCCAGAACCAGAUUUGGUGCAGACCAAAGAGCCAAUCUUCUCUCCCAAUAGUCCAGAUUUUCAGACUAUGAUGCCAACCCCUGAAAGCCACUUCGAGAUAAAGCCAAGACGUGAAUCAAUGGACAACUUGCCUUCAGAGUACAACCCUCCCCUACCAAGCGGCAGCUAUGGGCCAACAGACAGCCACUCCUCCUACCACCCUCCAGGCUGUAUACCCACACCGGUCCUGAUUGCCCAGAAGAUAGCAGAGAACCAGGCAGGUGGAACCUCCAACCUUCUUCCCUCCUUACUCCGCCGUCGCAGCUUUGAGUCUGAAAACUCACCAAGCCACAGUGCAGAUCUUCCUGUGAAACAGGGUCCUCCUACCUCUGCUAAGCCCACCCGCUUCCCUGCUAACAUUAGUGUGAUCCUUGGCAGCAAGGAGCACCAGAACCAGUCUCUGGCUAAUGUGAACAUUCAGGAGAGACGGGCACAAAUGCUGGCAAACCUCACAGGAACAUUGCACCCUCUGCUGCCGGAGGAUCCUGAGCAGGAGCAGAAGACUCGAAAUAUUCCCACUCGCAGCAUUUCCUUCAGGGACCCCACACCAGACAAAUCCAGGAUGGAGGCCCUGUCUAAGCUGGGCCUAAACAGGAGCCGAGCCAUGUCUGGGGGUACGUCGCUCCUUCCUAACAACACCCCACUGGAUUCUCUCACAGGUGCAGAAACCAGUGCCAAGCCUUUGGAGGCCAGUGUUCUCCCAACAAUAGAAACCAGCACCAAAUUGCCAGAAGCCCACGUUACAACACCACCUGCGAGCCAGAUUCAUAUUGACAGAAAAACUGAGAUUCUGCAGACCAAUUCCCUCAGGAGCCAGGAAGCAAGAAACCCCCAACCAAGUCCCUCGCCUCCAGCAGUCGUGCAAAGGAGUUACUCUCCACCUCCUCUGGAAAACAAGGCGUCCCUGCCCCCUCCGCUUGAGGUCACCUCACUGGAAUUUAACAACUACGGAGGGAAAUCCAUCAUGGUCAACCCUUCUGUUUCCUCCAGGAACGAACCUGCAACCUCUCCAACUAGCCAUGAACCAAAAUUCCUCCCACCUGCACUGGCUAACCCCAGCGAGUUCAACAGCUAUGGAGGAAAGUCCAAAAUCAUGACCCCAGCACCUGUAGCCAUGACCAGGAAUGACCUUCCCGACAUCCUCAGCUCCCAUAUCGACAAGAGUCAAAGGUUGCCUGCUAAAUCAGAGCCACAACCCACCGGGCUUAACAAUUAUGGAGGAAAGAGCAGAACCAUCAACCCUUCCUCCGGGUUGAACCGCACUUCAGAAAGCCCAGCAAGGAGUUUCAAAGCUCCAGCCCCGGCUCCGGCCCCGAAACCUCCUCGGCACUCCUACCAUGGCUUUGGUGCUCCCAGUAAAGCAGCACAACGAGCCUUGUCCCCUGAUCACAAGCGGAAAACUGGCUCCAUGUUUCGUCCCCAGGGAAUCACCGUGCAGUUUUCUGGACGGGGGGCGACAGACGAAUCUCGCAGGGAGGCGCUGAAGAAACUAGGACUUUUGAAAGACUCUUGAUAACUCUGGAAAUUCUUCAACUUCCACUUGUCGUGCCUGAAUCUCUAGCGUGUACCUGCUGCUGGGGAUGGUAUGCUAGAGGAGUGUGAGGUGUGGUUGGAGAGAGGCAUAUUCUUACAGAGGAAUGGAGCCAGAUCCUGUGAUAGACCUGCACAGCCAGUUCUCAAUUCCUAGCCAUAAAAAAAAACUGACAAGUGUGGCACUGUGCAGCUACUACACACUCAACACUGUUUCCAGACAAAACAGAUAACUAAGCAAAUUGCUUAAUUUUUCCUCUGAUCCAAGACCUCAUAUACCUCUGCACAAGUUAUUGUGGGACAAACUGAUGCUGUAAGGAGAAGCAUCAAAUAAUGUGUUUUCUCAUUCUCACUUUUGUUUGCCACAAACAAGGCUGAUUGUAAAUAGACAGAUUUUUUAAGCUGGGCCCCAUUUCCUAAAAACAUCUUUUAAAAAAUUAUUGUGAACAAAUCCUGUAAAAGGAGCAACUGUUUCUAAUACAAACUUGAUACUCUGUCAAAUGUUUUCAACAGCAGGAUUGAGUCUAAGUCAAGUAUAAUCGGACUAAGAACAUUUUUGCCUUAAGAUGCUUUUUGGAAAGGGCACCCAGAUUUAAGGUUAAACUGAUUUUACUGGGAUUUUAUAUUUUAUUUCUAUGUCGAAAGGCUGGAUCCUCAGCUGGGCAAAGCAGGCAUUUGUUUAGUUAUAUGCUAAAGAACAACAUAAACUGACAUGAAAAAGGCUUUAAAUUGACUCUUUAAAUUGAGGCAUUCUUGUGUGGUGGGGCCCUGUGUCAAAAUCUAAUUUGAUAGCAUUGGUAAUUGUGUUUUUAAAUAAAUUAGUUCUGACAAACUUUGGGCAUAUUUGUAGCAGAACAGGAUCAUUUCUGGGGCUCUAGGAACUAUAUGGCAUAUGUGUGGCCAAGGAACACACAGGAAAAUUGGGGGCCCAUAGCUAAAUUUUGCCCCAGGGCCUCCCUAACAGAUUAAUUUGGCCCUGGUGAAAAUAUAUAGAAAUUAUAUCCAUUUGCUAUAGUGCAAACAUAGCAUAGACAAAAUGCAAAUGAGCGGCUAAUUCUGCACAGAGUGAUUUGGGUUAAAUUACAUAGUAUGGCUGAAAAUUGUAUUUUAAGACUUUAAAAAACAUUUUAGAAACAACAAACCCUCACCACAUACUCAGAAAAUUCCUCCUGACUUUUGUUCCUAUAUCCACUUUAAGUUAUAUUAUUUGUUUUAUGGUGUCAGCAAAUACACAGGCUGUGAAGUCUUUAUCACCCCUGUUACAUUGGAACCUUUUGUGUUUUCACUGGUUUUCUGACUUUAAGCAUUUUAGUCAGCAGUGUGUGUGUGCAUGUGUGUUUUUUUUCUGUCAAGGCUUUGGGGCAAGAACAAAAUUGAAAGCACUUUUCUCAAGAGCAAUUGUAUUACUUCUGAAUGACCCAAACUAUAUUGUAAAGGUUAUAAAGAGAAGUGUGUUGAUGUCCUGGACUUAUGAUGGUGCAAAAGUCAAAGCGAGAAAGGAGCAGGGUUUUCGUGGAAGAUGUAAAGCUGAGCUGAGCUGAGCUGGAGGAUAUUUUUACUCCGUGGACCAAACCUCCCACACCAAACCACAGACUGUGGAAUGGGUUUGUGGCCAGGACUUUUACUUUUUGACUAUGCAGAGGGAGUACUUUUAAAACUGCUCUUUAGGGAUGGGCGAGCACAUGGCAUUGUACAAAAACACAAGCACUAAAACCACAGUCUAGAAAUACAUCCUGGGUUAUUGAUGUGUUUUUAUUCCAGUCGAGCUGUUGUCAAUAACUUUUCUGUUUCUGACGUUUGCAAGUGUUGUAAGUUAUUUAACUGUUGUAGCAGCAUAAGCAUGAAUGUGUGCACAUGUGUGUGUGUGUGUGUGUGUCUGUGCAUGUAUGUUUUCUGUGUUUAAGACUCCGGCCUCCUCUGUAGUUCACCUACAGUAACUAUUGAAGAAUAUUUUGUUUCACACAGAGGUACUGUACUCCUGUGUGAAUAUGUUUUUUGUGAAUUUUGUUUACAGACUCCGGUUCUCUGUAGUCCAGCUACAGUCAUUUUUGAAGUAUCUAAUGGUGCAUACAUACAGAAUAUAACUACAUUUACUUAAAAAGGAAACUUUUACAGCUCUGCACAGAACAUGGAUAAAAAGUGCAUCCAUGUGUGGGGAAUGGGAAGAUCAGUGUCUAUGUGGAAAUUGCUGCUAUGGUACAACAGCCUGGUCUACUUUCUGACUUUCUGAAAUGUCCACAUUAUAUAUUGUAUAUACCCAAAGCUUAAUGUAUCUAAUGUUGAAUUUUUGCCAAUCAUUAAACAGAAUAGUAAAACUUUUA
Lates calcarifer (barramundi perch) is the source of this 4479-nucleotide messenger RNA. RefSeq names its product proline and serine-rich protein 2. The record is from RefSeq and is a predicted model, not a curated record. Lineage: Eukaryota; Metazoa; Chordata; Actinopteri; Centropomidae.